This is a messenger RNA of Suillus discolor, 7537 nucleotides long. Its product is annotated as P-loop containing nucleoside triphosphate hydrolase protein. The coding region runs from base 1 to 7446 and encodes 2481 amino acids. Gene Ontology annotation, molecular function: helicase activity; ATP hydrolysis activity; ATP binding. The record is from RefSeq and is a predicted model, not a curated record. The transcript has 10 exons. NCBI's taxonomy places the organism in Eukaryota, Fungi, Basidiomycota, Agaricomycetes, Boletales, Suillaceae.
AUGAAUCGUGAAGCUCAGCUUGAGAAACGUUUUAACGACAUUCUCAAAGGCAGAGUUCCUGCAAAUGCACAAAACUACGCUCACUUUUUGGAAGCGAUUUGUGCACAGCAAGACCCUGCAGCCUGCAUCCACAAAAUCGUGGAGAGCUCCCAAGGCUCAACCGCAGUUCAGGCUGCCAUGCGUCACAAUACUAACUCCCAGUUCCUCAAUGGUCCUGCAACCAAGCUUCUGCUAUAUCUCUUCCGAGCAACAGACCUCGGUGACGUCUUGGAUCACUUACUCAUCACCAUAGUUGAUCCUCCCAUUUUUUGGACUGCCUUUACCCAAGCAUUUGAUCAAGGUGAUCUCAAUGAGCCAGCUCAGGAAGCAUUCGCGGCACUCCUCCUUCGCCUCAUGUGCCUCACUACGGGGAAUACCUCGUGUUAUCGUGACAUUGCAAAGAAGUCUAGUAUUCUUACGAGGCUUCUCGACUCAUCACAAUGGAAAGUCAAAGACAUCGGCUACCGUAUCCAACAUAUCCUUUCCACAUUCAAUUCUGGUACACCUGUCACUGCAGUCGGGGGACCUGGUGGUCGCCAUGAUAAUGAUUUUAACGACUUCAGGGAGAUCUCCAUUCUUCCAACUGCAGACGAGAUUCUCUGCCAGCAGCCUCCUUUCAUUCGCCCGAGCAGCGUAUUGGAGGAUCCUGAUGGCGAGGCAACUCGUACAGCUGACUACCUGGAUAAUACCUUCCGCUUGCUGCGCGAAGACAUGUUAUAUGAAAUAAGAGAAGAGCUCCAGACCGCUAUAGGGCAGAAGAAAGGGCGUCACCGUGGGGUCACCAUCGACGGCGUCACACUCAUCGGCGUUUACAGCGGUGCGGAUGAUAGAAAAACUCGGUGGGGCAUCAAACUCAAAUGCCAAGAUGAUUUCAAGUCGAUGAAGAAUGUCCCUGACAAGCAGCGCAAGACAUAUCUCGAAAAAGAUCCAGCGGGCGUUAGAAUUCUCAAACAUCAGUCUCUCGUAUGCAUACUUUCGGGAAAUAAAGUAAUCAGUCUCGCAAGCGUCAAUCGCGUCGAGGCACUUCUUGCGCAGAAACCACCUGUCGUUGUACUUCAGCUAGAAGGGGAGGCUAGCAUCACAAAGACUCUCUUUCAGUUACAAUCAUCCAAUGACAUCCGGCUCGUUCAGAUUGACACUGCCCUCUUUGCAUUCGAGCCGGUCUUGAAGGCUCUGCAGAAGACGCAAGUCCUUCCGUUGUCGGAGGAGCUCCUGUUCUGGAAGGACGGGAACACCAUCGGUAGCGCUGCGGUGACCGCGGCUCAGGUUACGCGUCCACUUGCUAUGAAUCCGUCCAUGGAUUUGAAGCAGCUUCUAGGGCUUUCAUCUAGUAUUGUCCUUGAUAAGUCGCAGGCGGCAUCGCUAUUGGCUGGACUUACGCAGAGGCUUUCCCUUAUCCAAGGCCCUCCAGGGACUGGAAAAUCAUUCAUUGGUGCGCUGCUUGCGAAGGCCAUCUACGAUCACACCGAGCAGAAAAUCCUUGUAGUCUGCUAUACGAACCAUGCCCUAGAUCAAUUCUUGGAAGAUCUCAUGAAGAUUGGGAUUCCGGACAUUAGCAUGGUCCGCCUCGGCGGCAGACCAAAUGCGCAGGUCGCUCAUCUUGGCAUUGCGGGCCAGAAGAAAGAGCGUUUCAUUCGAUCCAAAGCUGAUUGGACUAUUAUUGACGACUUGAAAAAGUCAUCGACGUUUCACUGCAAAGCUCUAGAGACCGCCAUGGAUAGGUUCAUAGCUUCGAAGAUUAGUUUCACAGACAUCCUCACGUACAUCGAAUUUGAAGAACCGACCUACUUCAACGCAUUCCAUGUAUCUGAAUACGAUGCUUCGGGAAUGACUCGUGUCGGCAAGGACGGCAAAGCUGUCGAUACUGAGGAACUCAUCUUUCGAUGGGCCAGAGGAUUUGACGCUGGGCAGUUCAAAGCCGAGCCCAAUGUACGUGAGGCUCGAGAUAUUUGGAAAAUGCCUCCAGAUGCUCGCCGGGACGUGAUAGAGAGGUGGAAGUCAGAGAUACGCAAAUUAAUCCUCGAGGAGAUUUACACACUUGGCACAAACUACAACGGAUGCCAAGAUCAACUGACACGCAAGUUCGGGGAAGCCAGGGUGGCAACCCUCAUUGGAAAGAGAAUCAUCGGAUGCACAACGACUGGGGCAGCUAUGUUUGCGCAGGACAUUCGUGCGGCGAAUCCUGAUGUCCUUCUCGUUGAAGAGGCUGGUGAGAUCCUAGAAAGCCACGUCCUCACCGCGAUGGGUGAGACCACAAGCCAGAUGAUUCUCAUUGGUGAUCACAAGCAACUGCGUCCCAAAGUCAACAACUACAAGCUGACUGUUGAAAAGGGUGAUGGGUUUGAGCUCAACAGAUCACUAUUCGAGCGCCUGGUUCUCAAAGGCUUUCCUCAUGAAACUCUGACAGCCCAACAUCGUAUGCGUCCAGAAAUUUCAGCAUUUAUCAGGAAAAUUACGUACCCUGACCUCACGGAUGCUGCCAAGACCCAAGGCCGUGGCAACAUUCGCGGUAUUCAGGACAACGUCAUCUUCAUUGACCACACUCAUCCUGAGGAUGACGACUCUCGUAUCUCAGACAAAGGUGAUGGGGCUUCGUCUGGGUCAAAACAGAACACCUAUGAAGUAGAAAUGGUUUGGAAGAUCGUACGCUACCUCGCUCAGCAAGGCUAUGGGACGGAGAGGCUAGUCGUUCUCACACCCUACCUUGGGCAGCUUUCGAGGCUUCGAGAUGUCCUAAAGAGGGACAAUGACCCUGUGCUCAAUGACCUCGACUCACAUGAUCUCAUCCGAGCCGGACUUAUGUCCGCAGCUGACAACACGUCCAAGAAGCGCAUCAGGCUUGCCACGAUAGAUAAUUAUCAGGGUGAAGAGAGUGAUAUUGUCAUCGCCAGUCUGACGAGGUCCAAUAAAUCCAACGACAUCGGCUUCAUGAACUCCCCCGAACGUCUGAACGUGCUUAUCUCCCGGGCUCGAGAUGGACUCAUCCUGAUCGGGAACUCGCAGACAUUUAUGAAUGCUCGGAAGGGCAAGGAGCUAUGGGGAAGUUUUUUCAAGCUCGUCAAAGAAGGCGACCACAUGUACGAAGGUUUCCCGAUCAAAUGUGAACGACACCCGAAUCGAACUGUCCUAAUUAAAUCUGCAUCCGAAUUUGAUACUCUCUGUCCCGACGGUGGAUGCACAGAAAUAUGUAACACCAUGCUGAACUGCGGCAUCCAUCCUUGUCCACUUAAAUGUCAUCAAAUCGCAGACCAUUCCCAAAUGCCAUGUCAACACCCGUACUCGGACACGUGUCCUGUCAACCACAAGUUGAAGUGGAAGUGCCAUCAGUCAAAGCCAGACCCUUGUCCAUUUUGUGUCAAGGAAGCCGAACGUGCCGAGGAGAAGCGAAAACGCGAACUCGAACUGAAGCAGAAACUGGAAGAAGAGGAACUGCAACGUCAAAUACAACGCGAACAGGAGCGGUUGGAGCACGAAUUACAAAUGGCUAAGCUGAAUGCUGAGUUGAAGGCGGAAAUGGAUGCUGUAGCUGAUGCCCAGGUCGCGCAGCAGCGAGCAAAUGCCAUGAGGCAGAAAAUCAAAGAUAUCGAGGCAGCCAGAGCCAAUGCACUGAAGGCAGCUGCAAAUGCGCAGGCGCAUGCUGAUGCCGCCCAUUCUGCUUCGUCAUCCAGGACGACAAAUCCCGUACCUCCCACACCUCCAUCCAAUCCGCAAUCAAACGUACCUCCGCCAAACGCUACUCCUCCGUCGCCGCCGCCGAACCCACCACCAAAAACGAAACCUUCACCUAGCCAGACUCCUUCGAAUUCCAAGCAAUCGAAGCCUCAACAACCUGGACCUUCCUCGACGUCCCCGAUGAAUGCAGUACCUACGUCGGCUGCCCAUCAGGAUUGGUUGCAUCAGAAGCAAGUCAACGGUGAAAAAAAUAGCGCAAUCGAUAGUAUCAUGGAGUUGACAGGGCUCGAGGAUGUGAAAGCCCAAGUGCUCCGUAUCAAGGCCCAUAUUGACUUGAUGAAACGGCAAGGCGUCCCUCUAAACAAGGAGCGUCUCAAUCUGGUCUUGCUCGGCAAUCCAGGAACUGGAAAAACCACAGUCGCAAGAUUGUAUGCGCAAUUCCUCGAAUCAGUUCAAGUUCUCCCAGGCGAUGCGUUCAUUGAAACGACGGGUUCAAGCUUGGCGCAUGAAGGGGUGGGUGGAGCAAAAAAGCUCAUAGAAGACGCCAUGAAGGUUGGAGGAGGCGCUAUUUUCAUCGAUGAAGCAUACCAGCUCGUCAGCGAACACCAGCACACAGGAGGUCAGGUGCUGGACUUUCUCCUUGCCGAAAUGGAGAAUCGAGUGGGUACUCUAGUCUUCAUUCUCGCGGGAUACAGCAAGCAGAUGGAGAAGUUCUUUGAGCACAACCCUGGCCUUCCCAGUCGUGUUCCGUACACUCUCAAGUUUGCGGACUACACCGACCCGGAGCUUCUAACGAUGCUGGAAGCACUCAUUGAGAAACGAUAUUCGGGACAGAUGAAGGUGGAAGAUGGUAUCAGGGGCUUAUAUGCUCGAAUUGCAGUGCGUCGACUUGGACGCGGUCGAGGUCGCGAGGGGUUCGGAAACGCUCGGGCAUUACAAAACAUGUUUGCGAAGGUCGCCCAGAGACUAGCCGAACGACUUAAGAAGCAACGCCAGCAAGGGUGGAUCGCAGAUGAUUUUUUAAUCACCAAAGAGGACUUCAUCGGUCCUGACCCAUCCCAGGUCCUUCCGCAGUGCGCUCCUUGGGAGAAGCUACAGAAAAUGAUAGGCCUUGGUUCCGUGAAAGACUCUGUUCGUAAUUUCUUUGACAUCGUCGACACAAACUAUCACCGAGAGCUUCAAGAGAAAGAGCCUCUUGCGAUGUCUUUGAACCGCGUCUUUCUUGGCUCUCCAGGAACCGGCAAAACGACAGUUGCGAAGCUCUAUGGACAAAUACUCGCAGAACUAGGACUCUUGAGCAACAGUGAAGUCGUCGUCAAGAAUCCAUCUGAUUUUGUGGGCGCAUACCUUGGUCACUCAGAGAAGAACACCAAAGCUAUCUUGGAUAGUACUGUUGGUAAAGUCUUAGUUAUAGACGAGGCUUACAUGCUGUAUAGCAAGAAUUCUGGAUCCCAAGACCAAUUUAAAACGACUGUAAUCGACACCUUGGUCGCAGAGAUUCAAAGUGUACCUGGAGAAGAUCGCUGUGUUUUGUUAUUGGGAUACAAGGAACAGAUGGAAGAGAUGUUCCAGAACGUGAACCCCGGGCUCGCUCGCAGAUUUGCCAUUGAAAAUGCAUUCACUUUCGAGGACUUCACUGAGUCCCAACUGCGGGAUAUCUUGGACUUCAAGCUAAAGGAUCAGGACCUUGGGGCCACUGACUCGGCGAAACAAGUCGCCAGUGAUCUUCUGAGCAGAGCCAAGAACCGCCCUAACUUCGGCAAUGCUGGUGAGGUGGAGAACAUGCUCGGUCUGGCAAAAUCCCGCUAUCAGAAGCGUCAAGCAUCGAUCCCUCCCGAUCAACGUUCCGAUGUGAUCUUCGAGCCUCAAGAUUUCGAUCCAGAUUGGGAUCGCGAUCGCAAUGCUGCAGCUAAUUUGACGAAACUCUUCGAAGAUCUUGUUGGUUGUGAUGACAUUGUGACGAAGCUGGGCAACUACCAGAAAAUUGCUCGUGCGAUGAAGGCUACUGGCGUGGAUAUGCGCAAACAAAUUCCAACGAGUUUCAUUUUCAAAGGACCACCAGGUACUGGCAAAACAACUAUUGCGAGGAAGUUCGGUCAGGUGUAUUACGACAUGGGAUUUCUUUCUUCGUCUGACCUUAUCGAGUGUUCCGCCUCCGACCUCGUAGGGCAAUACGUGGGUCAGACCGGCCCAAAGACGAAGAAACUUUUCGAGAAGGCCUUGGGCAAAGUACUUUUCGUGGAUGAAGCGUACCGACUUAGCAACGGGCAUUUUGCGCAAGAAGCUAUUGAUGAAGUUGUCGGCCUCAUGACCAACGAGAAGUUCAUGAACAAGAUGGUCAUCGUUCUUGCAGGUUAUGAGAAUGAAAUGAACGCUCUUUUGAGUGUUAAUCCGGGUCUCGCCAGUCGUUUCUCUGAAGAAAUCACUUUGACCAACAUGACAGCGGCCAAGUGUCUUCAAGUGCUCGACAAGGAAUUGCAGAAGACGCAGAUCGUCUUGUCCGAGCUAGCUGACACUAAUUCUUCUGCUUACUCCGAGAUGGAGAUUAUAGUCGACCGAAUGUCACGCUUGUCGAACUGGGGGAACGCCCGAGACGUCAAGACUAUUGCCCAGAGACUCAUCCAUCACGCCUUCAAUACUGUGGCAAAUAGUCCUGGGAGUACCCCAUCGCUUACUGCAGACGAGGCGAUAGCUAUCAUGAAGGACCUACUCAAUCAGCAACGCCAGCGACUGAAUAUUCCACGUAUAACCACUUCACCCUCGUCAACCAAACUGCCGAUGGCAUCGUCCAGCAAUUCCGCCCCUCCCCCACCCCCUUCCCAAUCAGGUUCUUCUUCCGCAACCAAUGGAUCUCAACCACCUAAACCACCUUCCCAAAAGAGCUCUUCAUCCAACCAGUCGCCGCCAAAGCCUCCUCCGAAGUCAGGGCCACCCUCUACACCCAGCGGAUCUCAACCACCUAACAAGCCACCUUCACGCCCUAGCGUACCAUCUAACGCAUCGCAUCCAAAAGUUCCGCCUCCCCGACCAUCAACCCCCUCGUCUACUGCAAAGGUCACUCCACAACCGACUUCUCGUCGCUCAAGGCAGCCCAGGGGUUCUCAGCAGGCGUCGCCCGCAUCAUCCAGUUCGCACAGUCUUCCUCCUUUCUCUAUUUCAGGCGCCCGGACUGCUUCUCCUAUUCUGUCAAAUGGCAGUAUCCCGCCAACUCCAAAUCAGCGAGGGAAAAACAUGCAGUCACAUAUUCAAAGCACCCCGCGACCCCAGUCUACCAAUGAUGUUCGGCGUGACCCAGGAGUUGCCAAUGCUGUCUGGAGGCAGUUGGAGGCCGAUAAAGCGGCGGCGCAGGAGGCAAAAAGGAAAGCGAUCGAGGAGAUCAAGAGGCGUGAUGCUGAAUUGAGUAGAGCCGCUCAAAGACAGCAAGCUGCGGAGGCUGCAGCUCGGGCCCUUGCUCAGCAAAGGGCACGAGACCAGGCUGAGCGGGAAGAACUCAGGCGCCAGCAAGAGGCGGCUCGAAUUCGAGAGGCGGAGGCAAAGGCAGAAAGGGAGAGAGCUGCUGCUGCACUCUUCCAGAUGCGUCGGGAGGAAGAGAAGAAGAAACGCGAAGAAGAGAGGAUACAGCAGAAGUUGAGAAAUCUCGGUGUCUGCGUACAAGGCUACGCAUGGAUCAAACAACCAUUUGGUUACCGUUGUGCGGGCGGCAGCCAUUUUAUUAACGACUCCCAGCUGCGCUAAGUUCCGUAUCGAUUCUGCGUACGGUAGCAUUUCCUUUACAUGAUUGUGUUUUAGACUCACGGCACUUGACGUUGAUAGUAGUAGGCCUACU